CCAUCUUGUGGUGACGGUUUCUCUUGCAUUGUUCCAGGCCGGAGCGGUGAGAGGCAGCGGAGUGCGGCACGUAGCGGUCAGACAGAACGACAGACAGCUGUGCGCGCCCUGCUUCAUUCUUGCUCCCGUCUCUUCACCGGUCUUGUUCGGACAACCCGCAAGACUUACUUUCCCGCCGGGUCCCUUAGGACAGAGAGGGACCCGGAGCCAUGGAGGACGAGAUGCCCAAGACCCUGUAUGUGGGGAACCUGUCUAGGGAUGUUACAGAAGCUCUUAUUCUUCAAGUCUUCAGCCAGAUUGGUCCGUGCAAAAGCUGCAAGAUGAUUAUGGAUACUGCUGGCAACGACCCGUACUGUUUUGUGGAGUUCUUUGAACAUCGCCAUGCUGCUGCAUCCCUCGCUGCUAUGAACGGUCGCAAGAUAAUGGGCAAGGAAGUGAAGGUCAACUGGGCAACCACCCCUAGCAGCCAGAAGAAAGACGCAAACAGUAGUUCCGUUGUCAGCACACUGCGUUCUCAAGGUAAUUGUGUCUUCUUACAGAUAAAAAUUCAAUCUUUUGGGUGACCAGCAAAAUUCAGGCUCUUCCUUCCCACUCCUUUCUUCUGCCAUCACCCACCCGAGCUGCUUACUUUCCUUUCAGCUACUUUGGCAGCAUCGGGAUCACUGAGUAGAUCUAGUAAACCCUAUCUAACCUCUCUCUUAUUCUGUAAUGCUGGAGUAACUGUCUCCAUAUAGUGCCAUUGUACAACGCAGUUGUGGAGUGUCUGUUGGAAGGAUAGGUACCUGGAACCUAUUGAGGCUGUAAGGAACCAAAAAGAGAUGCUAUUCCAAGUUCAUAAAAAGCAUUUUCUUGAAGCAGAAGGGAUUUACAUGCUGAUUAUACAUUUAGAAGUUGGGGGAAAUAAAUAUAUGAUGCUUAUAGCAACCUGUUAAGGGGGUUCUCUAGGAAUUAAGAAAACGAGAAUACUUAAAUAUUACUUUAUUAUGAAUAUAUUCCCAUGUACCUUUUAUUAGUUAUAAUGGCUCAUUUUAUCUGGGGAGCAAUCAUUAGAAGAAAUAAAAUGGCUGCCGUCCUAUUA
This is a messenger RNA of Bufo gargarizans (Asiatic toad), 1078 nucleotides long. Its product is annotated as nucleolysin TIA-1-like. The record is from RefSeq and is a predicted model, not a curated record. The transcript has 5 exons. Lineage: Eukaryota; Metazoa; Chordata; Amphibia; Anura; Bufonidae. Gene Ontology annotation, molecular function: RNA binding. The coding region runs from base 210 to 563 and encodes 117 amino acids.